Procambarus clarkii (red swamp crayfish) is the source of this 1551-nucleotide messenger RNA. The record is from RefSeq and is a predicted model, not a curated record. Lineage: Eukaryota; Metazoa; Arthropoda; Malacostraca; Decapoda; Cambaridae.
AUGGCUCGUGGGCCUGCCAGCUGUGGUCAAACCCUGCCAUUCACCCACAAUUAUUUGCUGCCAUCCUAUAAUCCUGUCAGUGUUCCUGCUGCUGUUCUCCUCCCCUGUGUCAGUGUUCUUGCUACGAUACCUGCUGGAGGCGGCCAGGAUGACGAUACCCGCACCACAGCCAUGAUACCUGCUGGAGGCGGCCAGGGUGACGAUACCCGCACCACAGCCAUGAUACCUGCUGGAGGCGGCCAGGGUGACGAUAUCCGCACCACAGCCAUGAUACCUGCUGGAGGCGGCCAAGGUGACAUUACCCGCACCACAGCCACGAUACCUGCUGGAGGCGGCCAAGGUGACAUUACCCGCACCACAGCCACGAUACCUGCUGGAGGCGACCAGGAUGACGAUACCCGCACCACAGCCACGAUACCUGCUGGAGGCGACCAGGAUGACGAUACCCGCACCACAGCCACGAUACCUGCCGGAGGCGGCCAGGGUGACGAUACCCGCACCACAGCCACGAUACCUGCUGGAGGCGACCAGGAUGACGAUACCCGCACCACAGCCAUGAUACCUGCUGGAGGCGGCCAGGGUGACGAUACCCGCACCACAGCUACGAUACCUCCUAUAGGCAGCCAGGGUGACGAUACCCGCACCACAGCCACGAUACCUGCUGGAGGCGGCCAGGGUGACGAUACCCGCACCACAGCCACGAUACCUCCUGGAGGCGGCCAGGGGGACGAUACCCGCACCACAGCCACGAUACCUGCUGGAGGCGGCCAGGGUGACGAUACCCGCACCACAGCCACGAUACCUGCUGGAGGCGGCCAGGGGGACGAUACCCGCACCACAGCCACGAUACCUGCUGGAGGCGGCCAGGGUGACGAUACCCGCACCACAGCCACGAUACCUGCUGGAGGCGGCCAGGGUGACGAUACCCGCACCACAGCCACGAUACCUCCUGGAGGCGGCCAGGGUGACGAUACCCGCACCACAGCCACGAUACCUGCUGGAGGCGGCCAGGGUGACGAUACCCGCACCACAGCCACGAUACCUGCUGGAGGCGGCCAGGGUGACGAUACCCGCACCACAGCCACGAUACCUGCUGGAGGCGGCCAGGGUGACGAUACCCGCACCACAGCCACGAUACCUGCUGGAGGCGGCCAGGGUGACGAUACCCGCACCACAGCCACGAUACCUGCUGGAGGCGGCCAGGGUGACGAUACCCGCACCACAGCCACGAUACCUGCUGGAGGCGGCCAGGGUGACGAUACCCGCACCACAGCCACGAUACCUGCUGGAGGCGGCCAGGGGGACGAUACCCGCACCACAGCCACGAUACCUGCUGGAGGCGGCCAGGGUGACGAUACCCGCACCACAGCCACGAUACCUGCUGGAGGCGGCCAGGGUGACGAUACCCGCACCACAGCCACGAUACCUGCUGGAGGCGGCCAGGGUGACGAUACCCGCACCACAGCCACGAUACCUGCUGGAGGCGGCCAGGAUGACAAUAUAAGUGUUCCUCCAGAGAUGAAGCAGCAAACUUUUGACUACAAAAUAUAA